Molecule: messenger RNA, 830 nt
Organism: Ruditapes philippinarum (Manila clam)
Lineage: Eukaryota; Metazoa; Mollusca; Bivalvia; Venerida; Veneridae
Product: disintegrin and metalloproteinase domain-containing protein 10-like
Exons: 5
Coding region: 171-815 (214 amino acids)
Biological process (GO): membrane protein ectodomain proteolysis; Notch signaling pathway
Cellular component (GO): plasma membrane
Molecular function (GO): metalloendopeptidase activity
Source: RefSeq, a predicted model, not a curated record
CAAGUCGCGCAUGCGUCAUACCGAAACAGGAAGUAUUUUUGAGUCAGAAAAUAGACGAUAUUUAAUUGGAGAAAAUAUCAAUUUAUUUUAAAAUAGUAACUUCAGUUGUAAAUAUUUAGGUAGGCUGGUGCAACACAAAGAUUAUUACGUUAUUUUUGUGACCAAUCAAAAUGGAAAUAUGGUUGAAAGUCAACUUUAUAACAACUUUAUUGGCUGUGUUUACAUCUAAAUGGACAGAGAGUAAACAAUUAGACGAGUAUAUACUGCACUAUGAGGAAUUGACAUAUAACACAGAACAACUACACAAUAAACAUAUGCGGCAUAAACGUUCACUUGAUAACGCAGUGCAUUUAAACUUAAAUGCAUUUGAUAAAAACUUCAAUUUACGUUUAAAGCAUGAUGCAUCUGUGUUCACACCAGACUUUGUGCUCGAGUUCAACGGGACAAAACAAAGACCAGACUUGUCCUUCAUUUACCAGGGAGAAGUUAAAGAUAAACCGGGCAGUUCUGUGAUGGGUGGGAUUAUUCAAGGUGUGUUCACUGGUUCCAUUCAUAUACCCAGUGAGCAAGAGACAUAUCAUGUAGAAAACAGUUACAGAUUUUUCGAUAAGAAGCCAGAGUUCCAUUCUGUCAUCUAUAAAGAAAGUGAUAUGAACCUGGACCCAUUCAGGGAGAGAAGACUCAGGGAGAAAAGAGAUGCUGAAAAGUUUGGGACAUGCGGUAAUACAAACGCCAAAGAAUGGAUGAGACAAGUUGUAGCUUCAGAGAUAAAAGAAAUUAACAGAGCUAAAAGGGUAAUACAUUUUAGUUUUUAAAGUGCAUAAAAUGAA